AUGGCUGAUAGGCGGCGGAUCAACGGUCCUGUUGGGGCAACUUUGCCCCCAGUCUUCCUAAGUGACGAGUCCGCCCAGGCAAAGGCUUUUGUUACCCAGAGAUCCCGACCAGCCAAUACCACCAGAAGGAUAUAUCUCCAGACUGGCAUCACCCCGUCAGCCUCAGGUUCUGCCUACCUUGAAGUGGCAUCAGCUGGCCCGUCAGGAGCGUCAGGACUCAAGCUCAGUUGCACUGUACAUGGACCUCGUGCACUGCCGAGAUCAACUCCCUUCUCACCUCACAUCAUUCUCUCCACCCACGUCAAGUAUGCACCAUUUGCCACAAAACAAAGGCGAGGCUAUCUCCGAGAUUCAACAGAGAGGGAUCUAUCUAUCCACCUUGAGACCGCACUCCGUGGUGUCAUUAUUGCGGAUAGAUGGCCCAAGAGCGGCGUCGAUAUCAUUAUAUCGGUUCUCGAAGGAGACCAAGACCGUGCUGUGCCACAGGAUCAGGACGAGGAGAUCUGGGGGAUGAUGAACGUACUUGCCGGCUGUGUGACAGUUGCAUCAGCAGCCUUGGCAGAUGCCGGAAUCGAUUGCGUCGACACGGUCACUGGCGGUGUAGCUGCCGUCGUUGCCGAUAAGUCAGCGGAGGAGAACGCGGCUACGAUUGUUCUUGAUCCCGUCCCCUCGGAUCAUGAGCAGAUCCUAGCCGCCUGCUGCAUCGCCUAUCUACCGACCCGCGAUGAGGUUACGAAUCUCUGGUUCAAGGGAGAUCUACCGGCCUCAGACACUACUCAGUAUACUCAGCUGGUUGAACAAGCCAUCCAAGCUUCCAGGCACGCCAACCGGGUUCUGGCGGGCUCAUUGAAAGAGACUAUUGCAAGAGAUGGUUGA
This is a messenger RNA of Thyridium curvatum, 876 nucleotides long. RefSeq lists its product as uncharacterized. NCBI's taxonomy places the organism in Eukaryota, Fungi, Ascomycota, Sordariomycetes, Thyridiales, Thyridiaceae. The record is from RefSeq and is a predicted model, not a curated record. Gene Ontology annotation, biological process: U4 snRNA 3'-end processing; poly(A)-dependent snoRNA 3'-end processing; rRNA catabolic process. Gene Ontology annotation, cellular component: nuclear exosome (RNase complex); cytoplasmic exosome (RNase complex); nucleolus. Bases 1 to 876 code for a protein of 291 amino acids. The transcript is spliced from 2 exons.